Osmia bicornis bicornis is the source of this 1469-nucleotide messenger RNA. Its product is annotated as isoaspartyl peptidase/L-asparaginase-like. Lineage: Eukaryota; Metazoa; Arthropoda; Insecta; Hymenoptera; Megachilidae. The record is from RefSeq and is a predicted model, not a curated record. Gene Ontology annotation, molecular function: hydrolase activity. The coding region runs from base 89 to 862 and encodes 257 amino acids. The transcript is spliced from 3 exons.
AAAGAAACAUUUGAAUUUGUUUUUGAUAUUUCAUGCUAAUUCAUACAUGCAAUAAUUUUCUAUAAAAAUUUCUUGUUACACAUAUACAAUGUGCGAUUAUUGCUCUUGGAUCGAUCAGAUUUUAGCGCGGAUCAAUGCUGAGGCAAAGCCGGAGAAAAAGAAGCAUCAAAUUCAUGUAGAUCCUGUUAUAAUAGUUCAUGGAGGUGCAGGAAGAAUACCACGAAAGAAACGGGAACGUAUGCUUUUCGAGGUUAAAAAUGCAGCGAUAGAAGCGUACAGCGCCCUUAUCAAUGGUAAAUCAGCAGUAGUGGCAGUAGAAAAAGCAAUUUCGUACAUGGAAAGUCGGUCACUGUUUAAUUGUGCUAAAGGAGGUUCUUUAGAUAUUAAUGAUGAAGUUGUUACUGAUGCUGCUAUCAUGACUGUAAAUGAUGCCGGUUGUGUGGGUGCUGUUCGUGACAUAGAACAUCCUAUCUCCCUAGCAAGAAAAGUGUUAGAAAAUACAGACCACGUGCUAAUCGUUGAAAAUGGAGCUCAGAAGUUUGCCUUGGAUAACGGAAUUCAAAUUUUACCGCCGGGAACACUGAGCAUGCGCGAAUCCGUAACGUCAUACAGUUCGGGUGAAUACAAGUCGUAUGGGUCUUGCACAAUGUUCGAUUGUCCAAAUUAUUUGAACGAAAAGGAUAACGAUAAUAACGAAUGGGAAGAUAAUGCCGAAGGAAAGAAAGAAUGCGAUUCAGACUGUAUUUUGAAGCGAUCCAUGGAAGGAGAAUCGUAUCCUUAUCGCGUGUCAUCGUUUGAUUCGGACGGCUUGUUCGACGAGCCAAUACUUUUGGAGGUAUGCUUUGUUUCUUUACUUUUUUAACUAUGAAAAUAAUGCGGUAUGUUGCAAAUGAUGGAUAAGAAAAUUAUUUUUAGACUAGCGCAGUUGGGGUAGUUGCAUUUGAUCGAAAAAGACGACUCGCAAGCGGUACAUCAACGGCGGGAGAACCUAGAAAGCCGAUUGGUUCUAUAAGUGCAACUGGCACGGUGAUUGGCUGCGGCAUUUACACUGAUGAACAUGGCUCCGUUUCCAUUUCUGGCAACGAUACAAAUAUCUAUUGUUAUGCUCCUGCGCGAAAAAUAAUUCGAUAUUUAUCUGAAGAUGCUGAAAUAAGUAACGCAGUAAACGCAGUGCUAGACAAUUUUGAACAAGAAACGGGAGAGUCUAAUAUAGGUUGCAUUGCGUUGAACGCAAAAGGCGAUCCUUGCGUUUCUUUUAAAUGCUUGCAUUUUCCUUGGGCUUUUUGUCAGAAGGGUUACGUUUAUUACGGUUUAGAGCAAAAUGAAAAGUUUUGGGAGAAAGUAGAUGUGCUCGAACGACCUUUAGACUGCAUGUGCAAUUCCUCAGACGAAGAUUAAAUAGUUGUUAAUAUAAUACAUCUAUAAAUAUUCUUAUUUAUUUAUUGGUUUACGGAUAGAUAGAAAUAUAC